Molecule: messenger RNA, 1929 nt
Organism: Plasmodium knowlesi strain H
Lineage: Eukaryota; Apicomplexa; Aconoidasida; Haemosporida; Plasmodiidae
Product: conserved Plasmodium protein, unknown function
Exons: 1
Coding region: 1-1929 (642 amino acids)
Source: RefSeq, a predicted model, not a curated record
AUGCACCAGGUUGACCUCUUUGGACAGAAAUCUGAACAGAAAGGUGAAAGAAAGUGGGAGGGGAGCACUCCUCUCUUUAUCAUCACAGAAGGAAAGAGCAAAACUAGUGCAGAGAAAAAUGUAACAAAAUUAAAUUUGGAGAAGUGCGAACAGGCAUCAAUUUUACUUGACAACCUCAGUACAUUUGAGGAGAUAAGUAACAUUGAAGAGGGGCCAUGUUAUAAGACUAACGCAGUCGAUAAUGCUUCUGUAUUUAAUUGGCAAAUAAGGAAUGUGGAGGGGAAGUCUCCUUUGAGUGGGAAACUCACAGAAGAAGAUUUGAUCUGCAACCUGUAUAGAUAUAUAGGUGUACCGGGGGCUGACAAGGGGGUUGUCUCUGAAUGGAAUUCCUAUACGGGGAAUGGUAUCCCCAGAAACGGAGAAAACAUAAAUUACCAUGCUCACAUGGAAGAUGGUGAAGAGGUGCAAAGAGAUAAUUAUAAAAGGGGGGAAAACAUAAGACAUUCGCCAAGAGGUGACUCCAUAACAUCACACUACAGCGGGAAGAUACAAGCAGUGUGCCCUAAGGAUGGAAACAAUGUUAGGACAAAGAAAAAGGAGAACGUAAAUAAAUACGUGUUCAAUUUGAGGACAGGUAAGAAAGAACUGAUAAAAGACAAAAAAGGAAAUUUUACGAACCCAGAAAAGACCAUUACAUAUGUAAACAAAUGCGAUAGGAAUGAGGUAGACUAUCGGAAGGAGAAGAAGUUGAAGGAACAAGCACGGAUGCAUGGGGAAGAAAAGGAAAAAAUGAAAAAGAACUUCGAGGAAAUGAUAAAAGGUAUAAGAGAAAAAUAUCAAACGCAGGAAGAAAAAGAGAAAAAACUAAUAAGAAGCAUUUAUAGCAAAUAUAUGAACAUGCGGAAUGAACUCAGCAAAAUGAAGAGCAUCACUGAAAAUGUAAAGUCGGAAAAUAAAAAAUUUAAGGAGGAAGUAAACAGAUUAACUGCCAACCCUGUGGAGAGCACUUUACUCGAUGGAUAUAAAAGCAAAUUAGACGAAUACAUUGUCUUAGCUAACUGUAAGGGGAAUAAGAUUCAGCAAUUGGAGAGGGAAAUUGAAUCCAUGCGUUCCUCCGCAGAGUUGCUAGCCAGAAGGAACUCAACUUUAGUGGAGGAGAAAAGACGUCUACUCAAGGGCAAUGAAAUUUUGAAGAGGAGUAACGUACAGCUGCAAAUGGAUUUUGAAAAUGCAAGGAAGGAGAACGAACAACUGAGGAACGAACUCUUUUACAAGGACAUGAAAAUGAACUACCUGGUGAGCAUUUUGAAUGUUGUCGAUGAGACGAUCCUGGGCGACAGCGGGUGCGGAGAAGUUCAACGGGGAAAAGCGGCUCAGGGGGCAGGAACGACUGAGAGAGGGGGCCACGAGGGGAAUCGCCAAACGGACAAGCACACCUCUGCUGACGAUGCGAAGAACAGUACCCAUCGCCCCACGAAGCCGGAGGCGUGUGCCAUCCAGAAGAUGAACAAGAAAAUAUUGAUAAAAUCGAUCGUCCAAAAAAUAAAAGACAUAAAUAAAAAGGUCCGCAGGGGGGAGGAAAGAAGAGUGGGAGCGUUACGGAGCAAUGUGGGGGUUGCUCAGGAGGAGGCAUGCCCAGAGGUAAUCAAACAGAAUGACAAAGACGGAGGAAGGGAAAAACAAAAUGGAAGUAGCCAAGUAAUGGAAGCCUAUUUCAAUUCCGAGAAUUUUACUCUGAGCGAGAGUGUACGGGAGGCGUCAACGGGAGAAAAUGCGCACGCAGCUUUUUUCGUCAAUGUUCCUAACGCAGACGGCAAGCCUUUUAACCACUGUACAGAUGAGUUGGACCAAGUAGGGGAGGACCCCAGCGAUAUUGUCUGGGUUACGGGGGGAGACAACAAAGCGGAACGGAGCGACGAGGCAGAGUAG